This is a messenger RNA of Pochonia chlamydosporia 170, 1113 nucleotides long. RefSeq lists its product as hypothetical. NCBI's taxonomy places the organism in Eukaryota, Fungi, Ascomycota, Sordariomycetes, Hypocreales, Clavicipitaceae. The record is from RefSeq and is a predicted model, not a curated record. The transcript has 2 exons. The coding region runs from base 1 to 1113 and encodes 370 amino acids.
AUGUGUCUCCAGUAUUGCAUGUGGCCAGCAUUGGCUGAAUCAAUCAGACAAUUGGGGGAAUACGGAGGCGGCUGUGCAAUUGGCCACCAGCGGCUGUUUGACUUUCCUUUGGUCGCGUCACCUUUGGACUCUUCGUAUCACGAUUGCGGGAGAAAAUACGAGCCUUCGCCCCCUUCACAAAGAACAGCUACGACAGAGCGACCGGAUUGCCCCAAGCCUGGUUUCCCAUGGACAACGAAGGUUUACCGGUGCAGGAACUUGCAAGAGACUACCAGAUCUCUAGUGGGCAAUUUAUUGAGUCUGUUCCAAUUGCAAUUGCUCCCAAGAGCAGUUCAUAGCCAACACCACUUGUCCGGCCAGGCGUGUAGCCCUGCAAAUCAAAUAUCGGAUGCCAGCACCGCCGGUCUGGGUCGUCAAGGCUUUCUAGACACAUUCUUCGGAUGUGUAAGAGGCGGUCAUCAGGAAGGUCCAAUAAGGGUCAGCCAAGGUUUCCAGCCCUCGCAUUUUCCAUGCGUAAAAGGAGCAUCAACAGUAUCAGCCCACUGCAUCAAGAUGGAGGAGCCCAAGGACCAGGGCGAGCUCUGUGUGUCCCAUCCAACCUCUGAGGACGUGGCCCACUCACCAGUUGACUUGGCCCAUCCGAACGGCGUCGACACCAUUGGGUGGCGUCUUGGCUGGACGUUGCCCCUGUCGGUUGGAGUUGUGGAUUCCGAAGAGACACUCUCAACAAGGGCAUUCAUUCACGAAAAGACCGGAACAUUGGAGCUCAAUGACUGUUGCAAGUGGGGGCAAAGAAGACUAGUCAACGAGCCGUGCCAAUGCAAUUCAGGUUUAUUCCCUGCCUUGCGAAGCAUCGAUGCUGAGCCGCACCAUGCCCGUAUUGCAUGGAUCAGACCAGACCAGACCGGGAGCUGUUUUCCUGGUGAACCGCCGUCUGGUCGACCUGCAUCGAUGAAGAGAAUCUGUCUUGGAAGUAUCUGCACCAUUUCGCUUCAGGCUGGUGGGUGUGUGCAGAGUGUGUCAGAGUUGGGCGCUGCCGGACCAAACCCAUGGCAGAACCGCAUUCGUAGACGACAUUCAGCUCGGAUGUUCCAUUUUCACCUCACCGUCUAG